CGGGUCCGCGGGAGUGCCGCCUUGGCCCUCGCCUUGACCGCCCGGAGCCUCCGAGGACAGUCGUUACCCCCCCCCACCGCGACCCCCGACCCGAGGGUCGGCCGGCAGCCAGUGCUCCUCGCCCCGCGGGGCCGGGGUCCCCGUCCCGCCUCCGGCCCAGAGACCCCCGGCCGCCUGCCUGCCUGCCUGCGAGGGGCCCGAGAAUGAGGGCGCUGCGGAAGCACCUGGAGGCCCUGAGCGUCUUCCAGUGGGUGCUGACCUUCCUCUUCUUUGGGCUCUUCUUCACCACGCUCCUCCUCUACCUGCUGUCCACCGCCUGCUGGCCCUUGGCCGCCCUCUACUUCGCCUGGUGGAUUUCCGACUGGCAGACCCCCGAGAGAGGCGGUCGCCGGAGCGAGUGGAUGCGGCGCUGGAGGAUCUGGGAGCUGCACAGGGAUUACUUUCCCAUCAAGCUGGUGAAGACGGCAGAGCUGCCCCCCACGCGCAACUACGUCCUGGGCUCCCACCCGCACGGCAUCAUCUGCGCCGGCGCCUUCUCUGCCUUCUGCACCGAGGCCACCGGCUUCUCCCGAACCUUCCCGGGCCUCCAGCCUCGCCUGGCGCUGCUCGCUGGACUCUUCCGCCUCCCGGUCUACCGAGACUACAUGAUGAGCUCAGGGAUGAUUCCAGUCAGCAAGCGGUCGCUGGACUUCGUGCUGCGGGGGGGUCCCGGCCAAGCGGUGGUCAUCGUGGUGGGCGGGGCCUCGGAGUCGCUGGACUGCGCCCCCGGCGAGCAACGCGUCCGCCUCCGCGGCCGGAGGGGCUUCGUGCGCCUGGCGCUGCAACAUGGGGCCGACCUGGUGCCGGUGUACUCCUUCGGCGAGAACGACAUCUUCCGGCAGGUGCGGUUCCCGGAGGGCAGCUGCGCCCGCCGCCUCCAGCUCCGCUUCAAGCAGCUGACCGGCUUCGCCCCCUGCCUCUUCGGGGGCCGCGACCUCUUCUGCAGCCGCCUCUGGGGGAUCCUGCCCCUCGCCGCCCCCAUCACUGUCGUCGUGGGAAAGCCGAUCCCGGUCCCCCGACGCCCGAGCCCCACGGAAGAGGAGGUGGCCCACUUCCACGCGCUCUACGUCCAGGCCCUCCGGGAGCUCUUCGAGGCCCACAAGGGCAGCUGCGGACUUCGGGACUCGGAGCAGCUCGUCGUCGCCUAGCGCGCGCCCCCGACCCUAAUAAACAGCCCACGCUUGA
Sceloporus undulatus (fence lizard) is the source of this 1224-nucleotide messenger RNA. RefSeq names its product monoacylglycerol O-acyltransferase 3 (gene MOGAT3). Gene Ontology annotation, molecular function: diacylglycerol O-acyltransferase activity. Gene Ontology annotation, cellular component: endoplasmic reticulum membrane. Bases 204 to 1187 code for a protein of 327 amino acids. NCBI's taxonomy places the organism in Eukaryota, Metazoa, Chordata, Lepidosauria, Squamata, Phrynosomatidae. Gene Ontology annotation, biological process: triglyceride biosynthetic process. The transcript has 8 exons. The record is from RefSeq and is a predicted model, not a curated record.